AUGUCAAUCCGCGGCCCGGGCCCGCCCCAGUCAUCACUGAACGCCGCCAACCCGCCAAAGCUAGCCGCCCAUCCGCCCAAGAUGCAACCGCCCCCAGGCGGAACCGCCCCGAGCGCCCCGCUGUCGUCCCCCGCUGGUGCUGGCUGCUCUGUGAAGGGCCCCCCCGCCCCGCCCCGAUUCCGCCCUGUUCAUCACCGAACCGACUGGCAUAAUACAGACACACGACGGGCCGACUGCUCGCUCCCGCCCACACUCCUUCUCAUCACCCUCACCCUCGCUCCGACCAACACGCGCUCCAGCGACGCUGUCGACGGCACGCGUAUUGGCAAUGUCGGCCAUUUCCAGGUGUAUUCGGCCGCUGUCGCCGAUGCGGUCCUCGUAUCGUGCCAAUGGCUUCCGUCGGCAUUCGACUGCGCCAGAGCCCCCGCUGCCUCUGCCUCUGCCUCUACAAGGCUAUCGAGUCCCUAUUGCACCCAAAUUCUGGGUGAUCUUGGUGCCGAGGUCAUCAAAAUCGAGCAUCCUGUGAGAGGAGAUGACACACGAGCAUGGGGGCCACCCUAUGCCGCAUACAAGCCCGAGGCACAAGUCGACGGCCCUGGAGAGGCUGCAUACUUUCUCGGAGCCAACCGAAACAAAAAGUCACUGGCUCUCUCUUUUCAGCAUGCUGAUGGGGUAGACAUUUUGCACAAGCUUGUUGCCAAAUGCGACAUCCUCGUUGAGAAUUAUCUCCCCGGCACAUUAAAGAAGUACUCGAUGGACUAUGACACCGUGCGCAGGAUCAACCCUGGUCUCAUCUACGCCUCCAUCACCGGCUACGGGCAAACCGGCCCAUAUGCCAACCGCGCCGGCUAUGAUGUCAUGGUCGAGGCCGAGUUUGGCCUAAUGCACAUCACCGGCCAGCGAGACGGUCCUCCUGUCAAGGUUGGCGUGGCCGUUACCGAUCUUACCACCGGCCUCUACACCAGCAACAGCAUCAUGGCAGCACUGUUGGGCAGGGCCAAGACGGGCAAGGGCCAAUAUAUCGAUGUAGCCCUGAGCGACUGCCAGACAGCAACCCUGGCGAAUAUUGCCAGCAGCUGCCUCGUCAGCGGGAAGAAAGACGCGGGCAGAUGGGGCACAGCACAUCCUUCCAUUGUUCCUUACAGAUCAUUCAAGACCAAGGACGGAGACAUCCUCUUUGGCGGCGGGAAUGAUCGCUUGUUUGGAGUCCUAUGCGACGGUCUUGGUAAACCUGAGUGGAAGGGUGAUGCAAAAUUCAAGACGAACGCUGACAGAGUCGCAAACCGCCAGCAGUUGGAGGCUGAGAUUGAAAACAUCUCACGGCAGCGAACCACCCAGGAGUGGCUGCAGGUGUUUGAAGGCAGUGGUAUGCCCUACGCGGCCGUGAACGACGUGCAAACCACGCUGAACCAUGCCCACACAAAGGCGCGUAACAUGGUUGUCGAAAUGGAACAUGAAGUUUGUGGUCCAAUCAAAAUGGUCAACACGCCCUUCAAAUUCUCUGAAACCCAGCCUUCUAUCCGCUCCGUGCCGCCCAUGCUUGGCCAGCACACCGACGAAAUUCUCCGCGAGCAUCUUGGCAUGACCAAGUCUGACAUUUCGGCCCUGAAAGAACGAGGCGCCAUACGUUGA
Molecule: messenger RNA, 1632 nt
Organism: Metarhizium album ARSEF 1941
Lineage: Eukaryota; Fungi; Ascomycota; Sordariomycetes; Hypocreales; Clavicipitaceae
Product: CAIB/BAIF family enzyme
Exons: 5
Coding region: 1-1632 (543 amino acids)
Molecular function (GO): catalytic activity
Source: RefSeq, a predicted model, not a curated record